Pseudomassariella vexata is the source of this 844-nucleotide messenger RNA. RefSeq lists its product as uncharacterized. The record is from RefSeq and is a predicted model, not a curated record. The coding region runs from base 102 to 575 and encodes 157 amino acids. Lineage: Eukaryota; Fungi; Ascomycota; Sordariomycetes; Amphisphaeriales; Pseudomassariaceae. The transcript has a single exon.
UGAAUGGAGAGCUUUGCAGCGGACACCAGCUGCUUGAGCAUCUCAGCAAGCUUGGACUAUAUGUUGGCGAACACAUCGAUGAGCACCUUAAAGGUGGCCAUAUGACGCAUCACGCCGAUGGAGCACCGCACAAAGUGAAGCACGAAUGCCACGAUACAGAUGGUGCAAACGAUGAGCCUUCCGACUACCCCUCCAAACCUCCCAGCACUCUUCGGUCUGCAACCUAUGGCCAGUCACAGCAGGAGUCCACCGAAGUGCAUCAAAUUGACGCUCAACCUAAGCAACGUGAUCCCCAGCAGUUCUCAAGAGCUUACGAAUCUCAGAACCCACAACAUCCUACUGCAGUGGCUGAACAACAAGGAAAAAAGCAGGACUCCGAUUACUCUCCUCUCAAGUUCAUACCGGACGCCCAGCAUAUCCACGUGAAGAAUGGUCCCGGCCAACUGAAGCGUGCACAUUGUCUGUCUAUAUCCGGAAGACCGGAUCAUAAGCCAUUGGAUAUUGCGGGGCACGCAAGUCCAACUGAGGCGCUGGAUAGCAAGGAGUUCUUCAUGGACUUGCAUUCUGGGCAAUAAUCUGCUGCCGACAAACAUCUGCUCGUGGAAGGCCCGUUAGAGUGGUCGAGUUCGAGAUCGAUUGGGCUGUGGUCGGUGUCACGUCAAGGAACAGAAUCGCUUUUGGAAGAGAAAACUACAGACUGCUGUUUGUGGAACAGGGUUGACCGAGGGUUCCGAGCUCCCAACACUUGCCAUGAGCUGGGCUCUGGCCUGCUGUUAGGUAGACUGCAGAUUGUUUCGUGGAAAGUAAUGAUUAGACUGAAGGAUUUAGUCAAAUUGGACAGACG